This is a messenger RNA of Racocetra persica, 949 nucleotides long. The record is from the annotation of a GenBank genome assembly. Lineage: Eukaryota; Fungi; Glomeromycota; Glomeromycetes; Diversisporales; Gigasporaceae.
AUGGACAUUGAUAUAUCAAAUCGAUACAUUGCUACAGUAUCAGGAGAGCGGCGAUUAAAUGUUUAUCAUAUUGAUACUGGUAAAAAUGUGCGUUCAUACAAAUCAGAUACACCUGAGGAAGUCAAUACUGCUGAUCAAGGAAGUUUACUUAGAAUUUCUUUGGACCCUGGUGGAGUACAUGCUGUAACUGGCGGUUCGGAUAAAAGUAUUCGACUUUUCGAUUUCACUAAUGGAUCGAUAUUGGGCAAAGUUCUUGGACAUUCUGAAUUAAUUACCGGAGUAAAAUUUACUUCUGAUUGUGAACGUGUUAUUUCGACCUCUGCUGAUGGUUGUAUAUUUGUUUGGAAAAUAUCGGAUGAAUUGGUUUCAAAAAUGCGACAAAAAUGGCUUGAUAGAAGUGGCCUUAGUGGUUCACUUGAAAAGACAUCACCUUUGAUGAGGGACUAUCUUCUUCCACAAUCAUCAACUCCACCACCAACUUUUCCUAAAUCUAUCAUGCCUGCACAAAAACCACAAUCACUUAUGGUAGAUCUUCAACAAUCAUCAAAUGAUGAUGGCCAAGAAUCAGGUUUCUCUGUUCGUCGAGUAACAAAUGGUUUAAAAAUCAAAAAAUCCUAUUCAUCUUUAUCUGCUAUGGAACUUCAAAGUGAAGAGAAUGCAAAAAAAUUUGCUGCUAAAAGGCCUGCAUCUUUUGCAAAUGAUAGUUCAUCACAACAAAAAUCUACUCAAUUAACGCCUAGGUUUUCAUUAGACCAUAGUAAACUACCUAUGGCUACUUCACCACCACCUUCUAAUCCGACAGGAAUAUCUACACCACCUUCUAAUCCGAUGGGAAUAUCUACACCACCCAACACUCCAACUAAUCCAAGCUCUGCAAGGAGAGAAUCCUGGAAAAUCAGUAUACCUAGUUGGGCAAAAAAGGCUUUUAAAGAAGAAAAAGACGAAAAAC